CUUGGUACCAACAGACCGACAAAUCCCUCCCGGUGCUCCCGUCUCCCCCUCCUCCUCCUCUCUCCUCUUUCUGUCUCCUUCCAGCCAUGAUCCGUGGCGGGAUAAUUCCCAGACGGUCUUCUUCCUCCUCUCCUCCUUCCUCCUCUCCUCCUCCUCCUCCUCCUCGCGGGGCCGAGCGACACGACCUCCGACAGCCAACCGCUUGCUGAGUCCAGGCGUGUGCGUGUGUGUGUGUGUGUGUGUGUGAGGUCAUGUCGGGCAUGACGAGCGGCGUGUGUGUGGAGAGCGACCUCACCUCCAUGCUCCAGAGAAGCUCCGCCCCCUCUCACCAUCACCCCAACCACCACGGUUACGGCGGACAGGGGCAGGUCUCGAGUCUGGCGCCGAUGCUGGAUUACACGACGGAGAUGGACCGCUACCGCUCCUCCAUCGCCAGCUUCUACAAGACCAACGUCAACAUGAACAUGAACGUUGCAAACUUCCCCCAGUCGGCCAAGCUGGCGGCCCGUUUGGCGGCGGCCACUCCCAUUUUCCCCCCCGCCGCGGCCCGCUUGGGCACCAUGGCGACGGGACCUUGGGGUUGUCAUGAGAACAUGAACAUGAACCACCCGGCGGCCAUGUUUUGGGGUCGCCCAAAACCCGUGGCGACUGCGCCCUCUCACCACCACCACCAUCACCAUCCCUCGGCAGCGCCGGGUCACAUGACCUCCACGCACCACAGUUCCACCGUACACCAGGGCAGCGGCGGCGGGUCUGGGGGAGGGGGAAGUGGAGGGGGCAGUGAGGGGGGAGGGGCUGAAAAACACGGACACACCCCCUCACUUCCUGUGACGCAGGGAGCAGCUCACCAUCACCCCAUGGCCCCCAGCAACGGGAACUUCCUCCCCGCCUACAGCGGCGGCGCAGACUGCGGCGUCAUGAACAAGCAGGGACACGCCGAUAUGAUCGGCCUAUCAGAGGGAGGCAGCUGCAAUGGGGGCGGGGUCAUGGGCGGGGGCUUCUUGGGGGGGCUCGGAUUACCUCCAGGUGUCAUCGUCAUGGCGAUGGGUUCAGCAGGAGGCGGGAUUUCAGACGCCAGUAGCGCCUUCCAGAUGACCAGCGGUCAGCGGGCCUUAACAGACUGCCAGCAGCACACUAACUCCUCCCCCUGCCCCUCCUCUUCCUCGCCCUCGUCGUCGGGGGUAACGACAGGAGGCGUGUCGUUGUCGUCAUCGUCGUCGUCGUCAUCGGGGACUGUGGCCAAGAGGAAGAGGAAGCGGUGCGGCGUGUGCGGGCCGUGCAGGCGGCUCAUCAACUGCGGCGUCUGCUCGUCCUGCCGCAACAGGAAGACGGGUCACCAGAUCUGCAAGUUCAGGAAGUGCGAGGAGCUGAAGAAGAAACCGGGAGGCGGCGUGCUGGAGCGGCCACCCUCCGUCCCAACUGGCGAGGCGUUUCGUUGGUUCUUCUAAUCUUUCCUCCAUAUUUGGAGUCAAAAGCUUGAGGACCAUCGAGAGGACUCUCGCUAAAACGGACCACAACAAAAAGGGCCUGAAUUAAAUUCAGCUAAAACCACCGCAGCUUCAGGAUCUGGACCCGAAGCUUCCAAACAGGAUUUGAUUCUGUACAGAGGACAGAAAAACGCCCCAAAAUCCAACCUCAGCUGGACCAGGGAGCCCGCUGGAGGGAGGAGGAAGACGGGGGGGCAGUCUGGUCAGACAUUUAACUCCAUAUCGACUUAUCCUCAAUCAAUCAGUAAGACUAAAGUUUAGGUUUGAAGCAUGCUGGGAAAAAAAAAAACUUAAGGGCUUCAUCAGCACACUGUUAAACUCAUGAACAAAGUUGGACUUCUUAACCCGCGUCAGAAUUGGAUCAAGAAAGUAUGAUUUGUUGAAUUGGUAAUAUAUUUACACAAAAUGAGAUCAGUGGGCAUUAGCAUUGAGUAUUUUUACUUUUCAUAGCUAAAGUUUAGAAUGUAUCAGUAUGAAGGCCUUUUCUGAGUUCAGUCACUAUUCACCACUUAGAGCACUACAUGAAGCGUUUGACAUUUCUUUGGGUCUCCGAAUCUACAAUUCCAAAGCCUUGAAAUUCUCCCAAAAGUCUCUGCAAAAAAGGAAUGUACAUUGAUGCUCACUAGAUUGGCAAACAUAGACCACAAUGCAUUGUGUUUGAACAAUUUGUCAUUAAUAAAAUGUUUUAAAUUAAUUGUGUAUAAACCAUCUAUCAGAAAACUAUGGAUCCAUAAACAGUCUUCGUAAAAUGUUCACAUUUAUUAGUUUUUUACUUUAGCAAAUACAGGACAUCAUGUAUCUCGUUUGAAAAAUAGAAAACGGAUGAAAAUAGAAAAAGGAUGUGUUGAACGAAUUCGGUAGUCCCACGUUAUACAGUCUUUUACGGGUUAAGGACUAGUGAGAGAAUUCAGACACAAUCGAAAUGUCAGUUUGUUUAACUCAGAGAUGUUAGCAUGCUACUUCAACUAGCUGGCAUUAGCACGCUAAGUUAGCUCCAAGUUAGCAACUGUUCCGCUAAUUUGUUUGUUCAUUCAUGAAAAAGCAACCAACCUCACGACCAACAGUCAACGUCCAAACACAUGUCCACAUAACGUCGACCAAAAUCCUCAACCGGGCCAAUACUCCAACAUCACCACAGCAGUGCUUCUUCGGUCAAACCGGCUCCAUCUAAAUACCUAUGCCACCAGUGACAGACCUGCCUUCCUCCUCCUCUUCCUCCUCCCAGCCAACCACAAAGCCCACUGUAGCUAAACCAGGAAGAAUCAGGACUCAACCACAGACGGGUUCCGUUUGAACCAGAACCGCAGACCUCAACGAGGGAUUACAAACUGACCUCAACAGGAAGUGAUCCGAGACUGUUAACGUGGACCGCGACUUCCCCACAUCUGGACUACUACUACCACAUCACUGUUAUCCGUCUCUUCUGUCUACCUCCUCCUCAAGAACUUUUAAGGCACCUUGAUUGACUUUUUGGGCGGUGUUCACGAUGGUCUGACCCAGACUGCUUCUGAACCCUCUCCAUCUGAUCUCACUCAUGUGGAAUCUGGUUUCUGCUGUUGGUAGACUUCAUGAAGACUUUGAUUUCUCUGGAUUUCCAUGGAAAGUUCUCAGGGCUCAGUCACACCUCUGAUUUUAAACCAUGCAAAUCCGGCUUCAUCAGUGUUUUUGAAGUUUUUGUUUUUUACAAAAUGAUAAAUGAACAUCGCACUCAUCUCAGUUUGGUCAUGUGACUCCCUGAUCAGCACCUCACAGAGAGUUCAGAAGCAGUGUCCCAGUUCUUGUAUCAGUGCAUGUUCUACCACGCGGUGACCAGCAGGAGCCUCCAGCUGUGGUUGGAGGUCAGCAUGGAAACCUACAGGGAACCUCUGGAUCCCCGAGUUGAACUCUGGGGAAAAGAGGAACCAAACUAAACCCAAGAACAUUCCACAUUUCAACCAAGUCUUUUCCAACAUGUCUGCUGGUCAACUUUAACUUCAAAAAUACACAUUUUUGCAGAGUGCUGGGUUAGGAUUAGGGUAAUGGGUUCGGAUGCAGGUACCAGACGCGCACCCCAAGGUGCAGAUUGGUCCUCAUGAGCUUGAUUUUACGAACAGGAAUGGAAAGGUGAUUCACCAAAGCCAGAACCUCAAGAGCUGCAUUUAAGUUAUUCAAAAUACUUUCCAUUAAAGCAGAACACAAUUGUAAACAGUAUUAAGAUUUUUAAUCCUAACAGUAUUAAGAUUUACAGACAAAUCAGAAUUGUCAAUUUGGAAUUGCAAAUCAUCAUUUUUUGACGUGUUGGCUGUUCCCAUUAAAUCACGGGUCCCCAACCUCUAAUUUGGAAUUGCAAACUCCAAAUUGAUGGAAAAUACAAAUGUAUUUUUUUCUCCUAGCUUCAUAAGUUAAGAGAGGUGUUAACCCAUAGCACCGGAACUUUAGCUCCAGUGUUUACAUCCUUUGAACUACCGAAACUCUUGGUCUACCCGAUCAACAUAAAUCAACUGAUACUGAUGCAGAGAAAAUCGACUUGUGGCCGACUUGUUGGUUCAUUGACCGCUUUCUUUGUAUCGGAAUCCAGUGGAAUGCUAAUGCUAAUUGCAUAAAUGGUCAAAGAGUUUUGAUUGUUCAAAGAGCAUGUGUUGUUUAUGUGUUAAAUGGUUAAAGGCCCUUCUUAUGGACGCUGGUUGAUGAUGAACCAAUGAAAACCGUGGAUACUACAAUCUAUUGUAUGGUACGCCCAGACCUGAAGGGUCACCGUCCGAGUGAGAAGUGAUACCAGGUGAACUUGACCUAGUCCCACAAAUGUUCA
Molecule: messenger RNA, 4275 nt
Organism: Oryzias melastigma (Indian medaka)
Lineage: Eukaryota; Metazoa; Chordata; Actinopteri; Beloniformes; Adrianichthyidae
Product: CXXC-type zinc finger protein 5
Exons: 4
Coding region: 252-1448 (398 amino acids)
Cellular component (GO): nucleus
Molecular function (GO): methyl-CpG binding; zinc ion binding
Source: RefSeq, a predicted model, not a curated record